Exophiala oligosperma is the source of this 1449-nucleotide messenger RNA. RefSeq lists its product as uncharacterized. NCBI's taxonomy places the organism in Eukaryota, Fungi, Ascomycota, Eurotiomycetes, Chaetothyriales, Herpotrichiellaceae. Bases 1 to 1449 code for a protein of 482 amino acids. The transcript has 2 exons. The record is from RefSeq and is a predicted model, not a curated record.
AUGGCCAUGGACGCUCAACAUCGUCGGCUCUUCAUCCAAUGGAGCCAGAGCGAGCGUGUCUCGCUAUCGGUGGUCACAUUUGAUGGGGACACCGAGACGUUCGUUGUGCCGGGAGAGCUUCUUCGGCGGCGUUCGCGCAAGUUCCGCGAGACCUUGACAUGUUACGUCUCGGGGAUGCCGGUUCAUGAUACGUCGCUUGACAUAAUGAAAGACUUUUACAUGUGGACCAUGUCUCCUCGGCCGCACAUCGACGAGGGUGCGUCGUUUGACCAGGCGGUGAAGUUGGGCGUUUUCGCCUCAAAGUAUGAAAUUCCGGCGUUGAGCAACCAGGUCACCGAUGUGAUUCGUAGCCACCUCGCAAGUGGCGAGUGGAAGCUGCGAGCUUCGAUGGUCGACGAGAUCUACGAGGCCGUACCGGUAGGCAGGCCCCUGCGUGAGGUCAUCCGCACGGCACUGGGUCAACUGCCGAGAUCGAUCACGACCGAUCCAGAAGAGCCCACGCGAGAAGAAUGGGCGGCCGUGAUUCUGAAACACGGGCACUUUGCGCUCGACUUCAUCCAGGCAACUUCCUCAGAGUGGACAAAACAAGCUUACCUUUCGAAUGUCUGUCGUUUCCACGACCACGAGGACAUGGGAGCUCAGAAUGUGACCCUGGCGUCUUGUGAUGGGUGUCGGUACGCACAGGAUGAAUGCUACCCCAACUUCGAGCAAGAGGCCUUGGCUGAACCGGCCCAUGCGGAAGAAGAGAUGCCAUUAGAGGAGCCGGUGGAAACCGCCGAGAGUAGCGACAAGACUUACUACACUGCCGAAGAAGCAGCAGCACCGCCAGAGCCGGAGCCGGAGACAGGCCUCGAACCAAUCGAAGAAGAGCCAGCAUUUGCCUACGAGGAAGCAUCAGAGGUUGCGUACGCCGACCACCUCGUCGAGCAUCUUGCCGAACUCAAAGAGGAACCCGCACCUGCUUAUGAGGAACCAGACCGUGAACCAACACCGGUACCCGUCUUCUCAGAUGAGCCAGUCGAUCCUGCAGCGGUAGAUCCGGCACCGGAACCAGAAAUGGUUGCCGCCGAACGCCAGUUCAGCUGGGUAGAUGACGAGGAUCCCAUGUCGGAGAUGAACGGUGUUCCGCCAUCAGAUACCAACGAAGUCGCUGUAUCCGAAGUCAAUGCCAUGGCACCAUCUGAAACCAGUGCUGUGACAACGUCGGAGUCGAACGGAAGCAUCAUCUCUCACCCUCUGGUCAAGGACUUGACAGGAGCUGCUGUUCCGGAAUCGGUGAUUGAAGAAGUAGAUACACCAGUGGCUGUGGAGGCCGCUGUCGUAGAGAAUGGGGACACAGUGGGAGACAAAGGUAUUCAGUCUCCUGCGGUCGAGACGGCUAAUGAGUCAUCUGGAAAGAAGAAAAAGAAGAAGAAGAACCGGGGAAGUAGUAUUAGUCAGGCAAGAUAG